Cordyceps fumosorosea ARSEF 2679 is the source of this 453-nucleotide messenger RNA. RefSeq lists its product as hypothetical. The transcript is spliced from 3 exons. The record is from RefSeq and is a predicted model, not a curated record. Bases 1 to 453 code for a protein of 150 amino acids. Lineage: Eukaryota; Fungi; Ascomycota; Sordariomycetes; Hypocreales; Cordycipitaceae.
AUGAAGGCUUCCAUCCUCUCCAUCGUCGCCGCCGUCGGUCUUGCCUCUGCCCAGUACGCCUACGUCGAGAACCACUGUGACCAUACCGUCUACGUCGAGUCCUUCCCCUAUGACAACCACGCCCCUGGUGUGCUCUACACCGUCAAGCCCGGAGAGUACUUCAAGGAGGCUUUCCGCUACUACGGAACGACCGUCAAGAUCUCCAAGUCGCGCAACUUUGACAACGUCCUCCAGUACGGCUACUCCUUCGGCAAGAACCCUGAUCUGGCCUACUACGAGUUCAGCAACGUCAACGGCAACCCCUGGGCUGACAAGCACAACACUCUGAGCGCUGGUUCCGGCUGUGAUUCCUUUGAUUGCAAGCCCAACGAUGCGAGCUGCUACAGCAAGAACGGCGCCAGGGUGCUUCACUGCCCCGAGCCGCUCAACAUCACCGCUAAGAUCUGCGUCUGA